CACACCGACAGCUCUCCCACGCAUUUCGCACCCCCACCGCACCACCACCACAGAUCUCGCAGCCAUGGCCGCCGCCGCCGCCGCGCUGCUCCUCGCCGUCGCGGGGGUGCUCGCCGUCCCCGCUCUGGCGGAGAUCAGGACGGAGACCUUCCGGGAGGACCCGCGCCCCUCCAUCCUGUUCGAGAAGUUCGGGUUCUCCAAGACGGGGGCCGUCAGGAUCGUCAUCUCCGGCGCCGGCGUCUCCUCGACGUUCGCCCGGGCGGACCCCAAGCUGAUCGGCUUCUUCCUUCUGUCCGACGAGUCGCUGUUCCAGGCCAUCUACGAGGCGCAGGCGCGGCGGCCGCCGGAGAAGCGGGAGGAGGUGGCGGGCGGUGGCCCCGACGAGCCGGACGUCUCCCGCUGCAUCCUCUCCAGCCCCUACGUGAAGACGCUCUUCACCUUCCACGACCUGGGGCGCGGCCACUACAACAAGACCUUCCCGGUCACCCACCCCGACGAGUACAGCCUCUACUUCGCCAACUGCGCCCCGGAGUCACUCGUCACCAUGAGGGUCCGCACCGAGAUGUACAACGCCAACCCGGACGGAUCCAAGGACUACCUCCCCGUCGGCCAGGCGCCCGUCCCGGCCAUCUACGGCUUCUUCGCCUUCUUCUACGCCGCCUUCCUCGCCGCGUGGGGUUACCUCACGCUCUCCCGCGACCGCGUCUCCGCGCACCAAAUCCACCACCUCAUGUCCGGCCUCCUCGUCGCCCGCCUCCUCUACUGCCUCUCCGCCGCCGAGGACCAGCACUACAUCCGCGUCACCGGGACGCCGCACGGCUGGGACGUGGCCUUCUACCUCUUCCAGCUCGUCAAGGGGGUCGUCUUGUUCGCCGUCAUCGUGCUGGUCGGCACGGGGUGGUCGUUCCUCAAGCCGGUGCUGCAGGACCGGGAGAAGAAGGUGCUCAUGGUGGUCAUCCCGCUGCAGGUCAUGGCCAACAUUGCCUCCGCCGUGAUCGGGGAGACAGGCCCCUUCCUGGAGGGUUGGGUGACAUGGAACCAGAUCCUGCUGUUCGUGGACGUCGUCUGCUGCUGCGCUGUGCUCUUCCCGGUUGUCUGGUCGAUGCGGUCGCUCCGGGAGACCUCCAAGACCGACGGCAAGGCGGCGCAGAACCUGUCCAAGCUCAUCCUCUUCCGGCAAUUCUACAUUGUGGUGAUCGGCUACUUGUACUUCACUAGGAUCGUCGUGUAUGCGCUCAAGACCAUUGCCAGUUACCAGUACCGGUGGGUGAGCAUCUUGGCCGAGGAGGUAGCCACAUUGGCGUUCUACCUCUUCAUGUUCUACACGUUCAGGCCGGCCGAGAGGAGCAAGUACUUUUCGCUCGACGAAGAUGAAGAGGAGGCUGUUGAGAUGGCUCUCCGGGAAGAGGAGUUCGAGCUGUGAAGAAUUGGCGGCGAUUCAUAGCAACUGGGAUGUAAGAUUGUUUUGUUCCUCGUAGCUUCAAAUUUACUGAUGACACUGAGGAUACUUAACUGGAUAUGUACAAGAUGGUUUCUUGCUUGGAGUGCAAUGUGGAAGGAAUUAAAUCUCGCAAGUACCAUUGUUUAGGCAAAGCUUCAAGCUGUCUGCAUUUUGUAUGGUAGCCGGUCCUUUCAUUUGGCAUGUUUGACUUGAGCCGCUCUUCUGUUAUACAUUCGGUAUCAGUAGGACUCCUGAUGUGAUGAUGUUCAACACUUCCA
Molecule: messenger RNA, 1719 nt
Organism: Oryza brachyantha (malo sina)
Lineage: Eukaryota; Viridiplantae; Streptophyta; Magnoliopsida; Poales; Poaceae
Product: protein CANDIDATE G-PROTEIN COUPLED RECEPTOR 7
Exons: 2
Coding region: 65-1423 (452 amino acids)
Biological process (GO): transport
Cellular component (GO): membrane; Golgi apparatus
Source: RefSeq, a predicted model, not a curated record